This is a messenger RNA of Cryptomeria japonica (Japanese cedar), 843 nucleotides long. RefSeq names its product pectinesterase inhibitor 9. Gene Ontology annotation, biological process: negative regulation of catalytic activity. Lineage: Eukaryota; Viridiplantae; Streptophyta; Pinopsida; Cupressales; Cupressaceae. Bases 77 to 670 code for a protein of 197 amino acids. The record is from RefSeq and is a predicted model, not a curated record. The transcript has a single exon. Gene Ontology annotation, molecular function: enzyme inhibitor activity.
ACAUUAUGACCCUUAUAUAGCAGUCGCAACGGCCCAACGAUCCUCAUCAUCGAGCACGUCCCGAGGUCGAAUCGCAAUGGACUCCACCACUGUAUUUGCCCUCUUCAUCCUCGCUGCAAUCCUCACGUCCACCGCCGCUGUGAAACCCCAAGGCGGCGACUUCAUUACAUCCUCUUGCAAGAUCACUCGCUAUCCUGACGUCUGCGUGUCGUCUCUGAGAUCUUACGCAGCCUCUCUGGAGGCCAAGCAUAGCCAGAGCGAGCUCGUGAAGGCCGCCGUCAUUGUUAGCCUCGCCAAUGCCCGAAAUACCUCGGCCUGGGCCGUUACUCUGUCCAAAAGUAGCAAGAGCCUCAGCAAAAUAGAGCGCUCGGCGCUCAAGGACUGCGUGGAGAAUUUCGGUGAUACUAAAGAUCAGAUCAGCCAGUCACUGGCCGAGCUGAAGCAUCUGAAGCGCGGAACUUUCAAGUUUCAGAUGAGCAAUAUGCAGACUUGGAUGAGCGCCGCGCUGACGAAUGAGGACAGCUGCCUUAAUGGCUUCCAGGCUGCUCGUAAUGGAAGGGUUAAAAUGCUUGUCCAGGGGCGGGUGCAGAACGCUUCUAAGUUGAUCAGCAAUGCGCUUGCCUUGGUCAAUAAUCUUGCUUCCACUGCAGGAUAUCGAAAGCUUCUGUAAUGUUAUAUAUUUUAGGCCUAUGUUUCUCUACGUAUGUGUUUGGGAAGUCUCUGUUUAGGGAUUAUGGGAGGCGGUAUAUUGUAAAAUUAUGUAAUGGUUUGGUUUUUCAGUAUAAGUGAGGAAAUGGCAGGAAUUGAGAUUUGCAAAUGUAUAUUGUUGUGUUUUUUGAAAUA